Mizuhopecten yessoensis (Yesso scallop) is the source of this 1442-nucleotide messenger RNA. RefSeq lists its product as uncharacterized. The coding region runs from base 104 to 553 and encodes 149 amino acids. NCBI's taxonomy places the organism in Eukaryota, Metazoa, Mollusca, Bivalvia, Pectinida, Pectinidae. The record is from RefSeq and is a predicted model, not a curated record. The transcript has 4 exons.
UUCUGUCAAGCAGACGUCUUUGACAGAAGUGCUUCUUCAUCGCUUCGUAGACGUAACUGCUAUCGUUUUAUUUUGUGUUUUCCCUUGAAAUGAAUGACACAAAAUGACGGCAAGCUUGAAAAGACCCAGGAGCCCAAAUGCAGAGUGUGAAGACUGCUUGCCAAUUUCGAAGAGGAUUAACAGACUUCAAAUAGAGUCUGGUCAGCAAUCAUUCAGUCAUGACUGCUGUGAUCAAAUGAACAAUAACAUAGGAAGACCUAAUGGAAAUGUUCACCCAGACAACAUCAUCACACAGUGUCGCAAACUUCGCAUUAACUCUGACCCUGUUAAUCCAAGUCAUCUCAGAAACAGUGCAGAGUUUCCUGGAUGUUCUGGGUGUAGUCAGUCUAUGGUAGAGAGCCAGUCUAUGAACAAACUGCCCUUUGACAUGAGUGAGGGUUAUAACCCUGAACUAAGGGAAAAAGAAAAUCCUAUCUAUUUCCAAAUUAAUCAAGUGCUUUUUGAUGCUCACAAGGAGAGGGCAGAGAGGUCACAGACAAAGUUUCCAGAUUAGUGUUUGGAAGUGGAAUGAAGGGUUGAAUGAAUUAGAUAUGUGAAGCUUGGGACAUGCUGAAUGUGUACCUGAUGCGUAAAAGUAACAUGACACUAGCGUGUCACGGUUUGCUCACUUAAAUGAAGGAUGUAUCGUUAUGUCUAGAGCUUUUAUGUUUAUAAUAACAAUGUAGUGUGAUUAUACAGUACCUAUCUUUGCCAAGGUGAAAAUUACGCUUCCUUGCUUACACUUACAUUUUAGGUCGACCAAGUCACUCAUCUGACCUAUAACUGCUGUAAUUGCCAUUUGUCCAUCAUUGUGGGUCGCUUCUCAUGACUUCUCAAUUUUUAAAAAGCAUUUUAUCAGAAACUGUCAAUUUGAUGAGACUUGCUGGUAUCAUUAUCUUGUGGUGGGAAUCACAAUUUAUACUCAAGAAGGGGUUAUAAGGGGUCGUUAUAUAACUGGUAGGUUUAGAUAAAUUUUGUAUGAAAUCAUUCUUUGAUCACUAUGCCCGCAUUGGGGGAAACUUAUCAUACAGGGCUCUUACUUACACAAAGUUGAAGUUAAGUCAACAGUAUAUUUUUCAAUGUGUUCCUUAGUUCCUAUAUUGAUACCUGUUUUUGGUAACUCCUAACCAGUACUGUUUGUCAUGUUACUAACCCCCCUCUUCAUUUAUACCUAUCCUAUUUAUUUGGGAGUUGAGUACAAAAACAAUGAAUACUUGUUUGGCUUUAUACAAUGUUCAUGUACUUACAUUUCUAAAGCCUAGAGUCAGAUAUUUUUGAAAGCUUGUAUGUAGUAAUUUUGAUUAUGAACAUAUGGUAUGCAAGCAAAAGAUGUAUUUAAAUGUGGAAGUUGAAUGGGAAUGUGGAGAAUAUAUCUUGAAAUUAAUAAACAAUAUAUUACCUGG